Molecule: messenger RNA, 5466 nt
Organism: Adineta ricciae
Lineage: Eukaryota; Metazoa; Rotifera; Eurotatoria; Adinetida; Adinetidae
Source: the annotation of a GenBank genome assembly
AUGCCUGCUCCAAUAAGAUCGCCUGCUCCAAAAAGACCGCCUGCUCCAAAGAGACCGCCUGCUCCAAAGAGACCGCCUGCUCCAAAGAGACCGCCUGCUCCAAAGAAAUCGCCUGCUCCUAAAGAAUCGCCUGCUCCAAAGAAAUCGUCUGCUCCUAAAGAAUCGCCUGCUAAGAAGACCGGAGUGUUCGUUAUAGCUGUGACGGUUGUGGCAGUCAAGUUUGGAAAAAAAGCGACCAAAAACAUUCUCAAUGAUGGAAAUACUAUAAUCACCACCACCACAACAACAACAGCUAUUACUAGAACAACAGCUAUUACUAGAACAACAACAAAUACUCAAACUAUGAGUAUCAGCACGACUGGUCGUCCGAUAGGAACCGGCACUCUUUGCAAUUUGUCAAAAUGGGACGAAAACGGCGUGACUAUCGCCGAUAGUCUACAGAGUCCACGUGAUUUAUUUAUUGACGGCGAAUAUCUCUAUGUAUCAGAGACAGCCCAAGAUCGCCUGAUCAGAUAUCAUUUACGUACUCUGGAAAAACGUGUUAUACUUGCCGGUGUAACUGCACAUGCCAUUACAUUGAAUCAAGAAGAACAAGCGAUUUACUUUUCACGCGAAUUAGACAAUCAAGAACUUAUCGAACGUAUUGCAAAGGACGGACAGGGUGAAUUAACUACAAUCAUUCCUCGUGGCAAUGUUGAAAUUACCUUCAGUUUGGCUUCUAUAAAAGACAGUUUGUAUAUAUGCGAUAGAAAUAAACACCGUGUUGUUUUAUGGUCGAAUGUUACAAAGAAUAUUACUACAAUUGCUGGUAUUACUGGUAUGGGUUCCAAUGGGGAUCAACUUCGAUCACCAGAAGGUAUUUUCGUCGAUAUGGAUGGUAAUUUCUAUGUUGCUGAUACCCUCAAUCAUCGAAUUCAAUUUUGGCAAAAUAAGGCGACAAAUGCGACGACGGUUGCUGGAAACUCAGAUUCCAGUCCUGGAAAGAAUUUGAACGAAUUACAUCGACCAAAAGCGAUUUUUAUUACGAAUGGAACGAUGUUCAUCGCUGACAGUUAUAAUCAUCGAAUUGUCAAAUGGAGAAUCGGUGACAAACAAGGUUCUGUAGUUGUUGGGAAUGCCACUAUGGCAGCUGGAAAUAAUGCGAAUCAGCUAAGCGAUCCAACAAGUUUAAAACUUGAUUCUCACGGAAACCUCUACGUGGUUGACAAGGCACCCAAUCGCAAUGAAACUUCCAUUAUGACACCACCUUCAGGUGAGAAUGCAUUUACAACAUUAACAACAACUCUUUCAUCGAUCAAUCCGCUGAAUCAAACCAAUAUAAAUAACAUCGACGAAUGGCUUUUACUCGAUUCUAACAACGGUUUCAUUCGUUUAUAUGAUCCCAACGAUGCUUCAUCGUCUUAUCCACGUUCGAAACUUGUCCCAUGCACCAUGUGGACCACUAUUGAACAAAUCUGUUCAAGAUUGAACAAUGAUUUGGAUCCUCGAACAUGGUACGUGCAAUAUCAUGGCGAUCGAAUUCAACAUUUACGUCCCGAUGAAAAGCCGUUGUUCAUUCAACAUAACUAUCUCUUAUCGAUUGGAUUUUCGAGCAUUCAACGUUUGCAACAAGAAGGUGAUAAACACGAUCUUGGUUAUUUAAUACGCUUCCUUUCUGAUCGAUUGAUUAUUGAUCCAAAAAUUCAACCUCGAAGUUUAUCAACAUUAGCUUGGAUUCGAAAAGGCAAACUAAUACGAAAAUGGACGAAGCGAAAAUGCGUCAUAUCAACUAGUCGACUAACAGUCUAUCCUGAUGCAAAUACAAAUCCAUACGUGAUAGAACUUCAACGUGCAAGUGUUGAAGAAGUUCGAUCGAAAGAUAAACCCUUUUGUUUGAAACUGAUCGUUGAUGAUGGUAAAAACGAAGUUUUGUAUAUGGCUUUAAAUAAUGAUGAAGAAUACAGUCGGUGGUUGAAACGUCUACGAAAGACAACGAACAAAUUACCGGAUAUUGCUGAUUAUUCCUCGAGUCAUUUGGAGUUGAUUCCGAAGAAUCUAUUUGUCAAUUCGAAAUUAGUUGUACUCAAUUUACGUCAUAAUAAUUUACUCAUGCGACCGGCCGAUGAAGUCGUUUUCACUGUUGGUUUGAAUACUUCAUUUGAAAUUAUCAAGGUAGUUGUUGAAACCUUUGAAAUUUGUUGGUUAGACGAUUUAACACGUUUUCAAUACUUAACAAGUCUAAAUCUCGCUGAUAAUGACCUGAAAAUCUUUCCGAUCGUCAUCUGUCAUCUUCCUCGCUUGAUCGAUCUCAAUCUUGCAAGUAAUGGAAUCGAUUGUAUUCCAAGUGAUAUCGAAAAACUACAAAGUAUGGAAAUUCUGAACUUGCAGAGCAAUCGUUUAUCGAUUUUACCAACUGAAAUUGAAAAUCUUAAACGUCUACGUGAUUUCUAUUUGGAUUUCAAUCUAUUCAAAGAUAUUCCUACGUCGUUAACACGUUUAACCAAUGUGCGGUACUCGGACAUAACAAAUAUAUGUUUAGCCGGAAAUCAUAUUCGAAAAUUUGCAGCCGAAUCUGCUCAAUUUCUUGAACAUUGCCGUCAAUUGGAUUUACGUAUGAAUCAGUUAAAGCUCGAUGAAAAUGAUUUUAUAUUAUUGAAUCGACUAACACAUCUAACACAUCUGGAUAUUUCACAUAAUUAUCGUAUUAACGAGUUGGAUCUACGUUCAUUAUCGACCCUUCAGCAUUUGAAUUGUUCGUACAAUAAUACAUUUCGGUUGAUUUUGAAUGGACACUCGUUGAUACAACUGAAUGCUUCACAUAAUAAAUUGAAACAUAUUGAUGUUAUCACCGCUCCAUUGAACUUAACGGAACUCGAUAUAAGCUCAAAUGAAUUCCAAAUUCUCCCAGAUUGGUUAAAUGAAGAAAACUCAUCAUUGAAACGAUUAAUUGCUGAUCAUAAUCGUCUCAAUAUUCUUCCUGCCAAAUUUUUCACCUCGAACAAACGUCUCCAGUACGUUCGAUUGAAUCACAAUCGUUUAUUACAUCUUCCCGAACGUAUAAUCAAUUCAAAUAUUGAAACCUUAUUACUUCAUUCCAAUCGUCUCGAACAUCUUCCAGUCAAUUUACUAAAAAACCUUCAUCGAUUGAAAAUUCUAAAUUUAACUCAAAAUCAAUUAAUUUCAUUACCAUUACCGAACGAUCGAGCUGAUUUGAAUCGUUUACAAGAACUCUAUCUCUCGUGCAAUGAACUCGAUGACGAUGUCUUCGCAUUGAUCUCCCGAUACGACCGAUUAAAAGUUUUACAUUUAGCAUACAAUCGUCUUGAACAAAUCGAUGAUGUGGCUUUGAAAAAGUUGGUCUCGUUGACAGAUUUGAAUUUAUCAGGAAAUAACAUUCAAGUCUUACCUCAAACAGUAAUAUUGGAUUUGAGUUUUAAUGAAAUUGAUUCCGCGUCUAUUGAUAAUCUGUUUCCAACAUCGCUGACAAUCUUAGACCUAUCGGGAAAUCAAGCAAUUAAUAUUCAAAGAGAUAGUUUGAAAUCAUUAAGUCAAAAAACUGUUUCCUUAAUCAAUAUUUCUGGUUUAUCCGAUGUUUCGCAUGACACCUCAUUAUGGUCCGUUGGUUUCGCGCAAAGUUCUGGCAUUCGAAAUCGAUUAGCAAUAACAACUGUAAAUGAAGCCUCGUUCAAUUACUCGCCUACCGAUGCUCUAUUUGCUAUGUUUGAUGGCGGAUUGAACAAUGAAGUACCAUCAAUUCUCAAACAUAAAUUACCCGAUAUUCUUAAGUCUGAAUACGAACAAUGUGAUCAAGCGAAUGUCUAUCUUAAACAUACGUUUUUAACAUUGCAAAAACGGUUGAAAACAACUGGACAGCGUUUAGGUGCUGCAUCGACUGUUGUUCAUAUUCGUAGUUUAUUACCCACAAAUGUCGCAAAUGCGAAUCUUUACUCUUCGACAACGACAAUAUCAUCGUCAUCAUCGCAAACUGAAAAUCACUUUCGUUUUGAAUUGAAUGCCGCAAAUGUUGGUCACUGUGAAGCAGUACUUUGUCGUUCAUCAAUGAUUCAUCCUCUAACACGUCGUUUUACCAUUCCACAUGAUGAAAGCGAAUGUAAACGUAUUCGAAAAACACCGAGUGUAAUUAUUAAUGAAGAUAAUGCAUUAAAUGCAAUUACAUCUCAAACACGAAUGUUAGGGUGUUCAUUUCUCUAUCCUGCUGUCAUACCAACACCGCAUAUCUCAUCGUUUAUGCUGAGUAAAAACGAUGAAUUCUUCAUCAUUGCGAAUAAUUUAUUAUGGCAGCAUCUUUCCCACGAAGAAGCGGUACGGACGGUUCGCUCGAUACAGAACCCUGUUUUGGCAUCGAAAAAGCUCGUGGAUAUCGCGCAAAGUUAUGGAGCAAGAGAAAACUUAGCUGUGUUAAUUGUAAAAUUUAACUUCCAAAAAAAGACUCAACACGUGACAAAUCCUCCUCUUCCUCCUCCUUCUCAUCAACAACAACCACGAUUACCUCGGCAAGAAACUUAUUCGGAAAAUACAAACAGUUCAGGUGAAUAUUCGCCAGUGGCAAGUCCUCUGGUACCAAUGUUAGAUUCAACUGGUUAUUUAAGUGUUGGUGAACUGAGUGCAGCUGAUGAAGAUGAUUCGAAUGAAGAUCUUCAAUCAACAUAUAUAUCAACUAGACCUAUUCAAAAUUAUCUCUUUCAUUUAUCAGAUCAAGCAUCAUCAGCGAGUGAUGCACCAGCCACAUUGAAUGAUUCAAUACAAAAUCGUCUUUUGUCACGUAGUGGACGAACUUCCCUAAUAGCAGCAUCGAUGAUUGACACAUCUGCGUUAGCUGAUCGAAAAAAUGAGAAGAUCUUUCAAUCUGACACAGGUUUAUUCAAUUUUCCAGCAUCAAAUGCAGAACCAAUACGAACAAUACCAAGUGAUUUAACAAUCGUUAGCGAAAUUCUUCCAUCAUCACCACCACCCACCGUUGUAACAAAAAGCAAACGAAUAAAAAAUCCCUCAUUAAGUGGCGAUUGUCCCUCACCUCCUCGACCUGGCCGAUACCGUAAAAAACUAACCCCUCCAGCCCGUCCGCCAUUAGGUUAUUCAAAACCACCUCGUACGGAUCUUUCCAGUAAUAGUGAUAUUUCCAAUGACGGACACGAUUUCGAUUAUUCUCCAGCAUAUCCAGCUGGCCUACGUCCUGUCGCUGAUGCUGUCUUAUCAAUUUCAUCGAGUGAUGGUGAUGAUGACGAUAAUGACGAUGAUGAUUUUUCUUAUGUAGUCGAUCAGAUGAGCUUAACAUCAACAAAUACGAAUACCGAUUGUCAACCAAUUCAACAACAAAGUGAUUUUAAUUUCUUCGUUCGACGACAUUAUCCAUCGACAUCAUCAACAACACAUUCUGCUGUCAAUAGUACACUCACAUCAUCAUCGGUAACAACGAACAAUGCUUGUCAAGUAACCAUACUUCCCAAUAAAAUCACACGAUUAUAA